AUGAUGAUCUGGACGAACAUGGCUAUUCCGAAUGGUCUUUUUCGAACUCUGACGUUCGAAGUAGCCACUGCUGGCGUCAAUUGGACCAAUCUCAAUGAAGAGAUCAAGGAAAGCGGCCUCUUCCUGCCCUUGGACCCCAGCCCAAAAGCGCUGAUCGGGGGUGUGGUGGCUACCAACUGCUCUGGUACCAACGCCCUUCGCUACGGCACAAUGAAGGACUAUGUUGUGAAUUUGACGGUGGUCUUGGCCGACGGUUCUAUCAUCAAAACCCGUCAUCGGCCUCGCAAAACGUCCGCUGGGUACAAUCUGAACUCGCUGUUCACGGGAAGCGAGGGUACACUCGGGAUUGUGACCGAAGCAACGCUCAAGCUCGCCAUCAUACCCGACAGCUUUAGUGUGGCUACAGCGACAUUUCCAACAAUAAGAGCCGCAGCAGACGCGGCUACCAAGAUGAUACGCUCAGGCGUGCCAUUGGCGGCUCUUGAGCUCAUGGAUGAUGCUCAGAUGGGCGUCGUCAACAAGAACGGUGGCGCUGGAGGCCGCAUGUGGCAAGAGAAGACCACUCUCUUCUUGAAAUUCUCCGGUACCAAGAGCUCAGUGGAAGACAAUGUUCGCCUCGCCCGCCACGUAGCCAAGGCAUUCCGUUGCAACACGUUCGAAGCUGCGACGGACCAGAAAGAGAUGGACUCGCUGUGGGCCGCGAGGAAGCAGGCCCUCUGGGCUUCUCUCGCCAUUCGGCCAGAGGGCACUCAGAUCUGGUCUACGGAUGCGGCAGUGCCAAUAUCUCGCAUGGCUGAGCUGAUCCAAGCCUGUAAAGAGCGUGCCGAGAAGCUCGGUCUAGUCACAAGCGUUCUGGGCCACGUUGGAGAUGGCAACUUCCACCAGAUGGUCAUGUACGAUCCAAGGAGCCCUGAACAGGUCCAGGCGACAAAGAAAUGUGUCGAAAUUAUGAUGGAGAAGGCGAUUGAAAUGGAAGGGACUGUCUCGGGCGAACAUGGUACUGGCCUGGGUAAAAAGCACUGUCUGCUCAAAGAGCUCGGACCAGAGACCAUCGGUCUCAUGAGAGCUAUGAAGAACACCCUGGACCCGAUGUGGUUGCUGAAUCCGGGCAAGGUCUUUGAUGAGUGA
Molecule: messenger RNA, 1128 nt
Organism: Emericellopsis cladophorae
Lineage: Eukaryota; Fungi; Ascomycota; Sordariomycetes; Hypocreales; Bionectriaceae
Exons: 6
Coding region: 1-1128 (375 amino acids)
Biological process (GO): lactate catabolic process
Cellular component (GO): mitochondrion
Molecular function (GO): D-lactate dehydrogenase (cytochrome) activity; FAD binding; D-lactate dehydrogenase (NAD+) activity
Source: RefSeq, a predicted model, not a curated record